This is a messenger RNA of Penicillium soppii, 1392 nucleotides long. RefSeq names its product tRNA-ribosyltransferase family protein. Bases 1 to 1392 code for a protein of 463 amino acids. The transcript is spliced from 3 exons. Gene Ontology annotation, molecular function: tRNA-guanosine(34) queuine transglycosylase activity. The record is from RefSeq and is a predicted model, not a curated record. NCBI's taxonomy places the organism in Eukaryota, Fungi, Ascomycota, Eurotiomycetes, Eurotiales, Aspergillaceae.
AUGGAUAAAGCGACACCCCCAGCGAUGACUUUCAGUCUCCUGGGAUCUUCCCGCCCCAUUCUUGCACCGAGAGUAGGAAAACUAGCCAUCCCAGGCCGCAAGACAAUCGCGACACCGCACCACGUCCCACUCACUUCGCGGGGCACCGUGCCACAUGUUGCGCACGAUGUGAUGCGCGACCAUACCGCGAUUAACAGUCUCUACGCUGGACUGGAAGACUUCAUUGAGAAGAAGAGUCCUGCUGUAUAUAAAAUGCCCGCUGCGGCACACGAGUCACCAUUGAAGAAGUUCACCUGUGUGGCCGAGGAUAUGCCUUUGAUUCUUGGACCCCGGCGAUUCCCAUCAAUCACACCCCCAACUGCAAAUACCUCGAACUCCGUCGCACUCCUGACUUCCGUCGGGUUCAAGCAACUACACUCGAACGAGUAUGUUGAGGCAGUACAUAAGCUGAGACCAGAUAUUGCAGUUGGAAUGGCAGACCUGGCCAAUAAAGAGCCCGGAAAUAGGAGACGGGCAAGAAUGGUCGACCGAACACAUGCCUGGACUCAAGAGGCAUUGGAGAAAUUAUACGGCCAGUCCGUGGCGGAAGAUGCCAAGUCCAAGACCGCGUUCUUUGCACCGAUCCUACCACUCGAGAAUACGCAGCAGUCGCUUUACUUGGAAGAUUUAGAAAGCGAGUUACGGUGCGAUAUUUCCGGCCUGGCACUAUAUCAAUCUGCUUCAUUGGAAUUCGUCCCAGAAUCUUUGGCGAGCCUACCUCGACUGCUUUUCAGCGACCCUGAAACUCCUCACCAUAUUCUGCGAGAAGUGUCACUUGGAGCAGACCUUCUUACUACGCCUCUUUUGGGCCAGUCGUCGGAGGCCGGAAUCGCCCUGAGCUUUAGUUUCCCGGCUCCGUCUGGUCUGAAGGAUGGUAGCUCCGAAGUGCUGGCCUUCGGAGAUGAUAUGUGGGGCUUGGAUUAUACCACAGACACAUCAUCGCUGGGCGAGGGAUGCGAGUGCUAUGCUUGCAGGAAUUAUCACCGUGCAUAUGUGCAUCAUUUGCUUACUGCUAAAGAGAUGACCGCGUGGGCGCUCCUUCAAAUCCACAAUCUCCACGUCAUGGAUCUCUUCUUCGCUGGAAUCCGAGAGAGUAUUCAGCGUGGUACAUUCGAAGAUGACGUUCUCGCAUUUAACCGUGUUUAUGCCUCCUCAAUGCCAAAGAGCAGUGGCCAAGGCCCCAGAUUGCGCGGAUACCAACUCCCAGCCAACGGGCCUGGCCAAUUCCGCCGCGUGCCCAAGGCUUGGGGCCAACUCAAUCAAGCAAUGGACAAGUAUACCGAAUCGCAGAUUGCGACUCCAGAUACAGAUGCGAGCGGACUGGAAGAGCACGGGUUCGCCGAGAAGGCAUGA